Molecule: messenger RNA, 19206 nt
Organism: Paramuricea clavata
Lineage: Eukaryota; Metazoa; Cnidaria; Anthozoa; Malacalcyonacea; Plexauridae
Source: the annotation of a GenBank genome assembly
GGUUGUAAAAGGAUUGGACAAUUUCUUGUUUAAACUUGUCAUUUUGCGAGCUGUGAAAGAUCAUAGUGGAAAUGUCUGGAGAAGAAAACCAACUGAUAUGUAUGUUGUUGAAAUUACAACAGACAAGUCGUUUGAAACAUUAACAACCGAGGAUGCUGUAUUAGAUGGGAGCUAUAAUCAGGUAAGCAUUCACUGGAUGGUCUUAAAUGUAUCCACUUUUUCAAGGCAAAAUCUUUGACGUUUCCAGUUCCCACAGCCAAACAAUUGACUGGCGUAGUAAAUGUGUAUUGUAGGCCUAUAAGCGCAUAAGAAUACUCAAAUUGAAAAUUUCAUUCAGUGUUUAACUUUUUAUAAUAGAAUUGAGAAUAGGUUUUUUAUACGAAAACCAAUCCUGAAAAAAUCCAAAGAAAUUUAUCGAUAUUACCACAUACAGAAAAUGGUUAUGGAAAACCAAUCCUAGAGAAAUUGAAACAAAUAACUAAUUUGAGCGCUUACAAAAAUUGAUUUGGAUCUGUCCAAAAUCAAUCCUAGAGAAAUUGAAACAAAAUAAAUUGUUUGAAGCAUCCAAAUUAUUAUUUUUAAUUGGUUUUGCAUUAUAGAAAUGGAUUUGGAUGUGUCCAAAAGCAACUGCUGAUAUAUUCAAACAAUAUAACUCAUUUGAGCGCUUACAAAUGAUGCGAAAAACAAUCCUUCAGAAAUUCCGACAAAUAACUCAUUUGACUCAUUAUAGAAAGGGAUUUGGAUGCAUCCAAAAUCAAUCAGAUUGGAUUUAUCCAAACCAACAAUUAAUAUGUUUGCAAAAUAUCUCUAAUUGAUCGACAGUAUAGAAAUGUGGUCUCGACAUACUUGACAACUACUUUGAAAAAUGACCUAUUUAGUGUCUUUCAAUGCUGGCUUGGAUUUAUUCAAACGAACUUUUAAUAUACUUACAAAAUGUUCCUAAUUUAUCAUUAAAACAAUAAAUAUUACUAUUAUUAAAUAAUAUUAUUAUAUUUGUUAAAACAAUUGAUAUGUUUGCAAAAUAUCCCUAAUUUCGCAACAGUGCAUGUAGAAAUAUGUCGUGACAUAUCGGUGACAACUGCUUUGAAAAAUGACCUAUUUAGUGUCUUUCAAUAUUGGCUUGGAUUUGUCGAAACCAACUUUUAUAUAUGCUUUCAGAAUACCCACUGAAUCUAUUACACUUAUAAAGGUAUUGAUAAUAUUGAUCUUAAUUUUUCAAGGGACGUCUUUUUGCAAAAUUACACCAACAUGUUAACGUUUAGCAGGCAAGAUUGUGAGAUUUUACAUUUGUGGACAUUUUUGCCGCAUGAGAUAUAUUUGUCCAUUUUUCCAAUCAAUAGAAUAUCACACUUAGCUCUGGAACGUGUUAUCUUAGCUAAACUCAAACAAAUUAGCUGAUAUACAACAUAUGCAUAUAUACAACCCCCUAUAAAUAAUCCUGGUUUCUAAAAUUUAUAUUUCUAAAAAAUAUUCUUGAAAUGUACUUCUCAGUAUUUCAAAGUAUUAACGUUAACACACGUAAUAAUAAUAAAGUAAUAUAAAAUUGCAUUCCCUGAAUACGUUGUUACUAUUUUUGCAGAGUACGAGAAAACGAUUAGCAACAAACAAGUACUCGUUUGUAAAAUUUCUUCCUCGAAUACAUUGCCUAACACCCAGAGAAACUUUGGACAACAUACAGCAGAACAGGAAAGGUAAAUUUUUUAAGAGAAAUUAGCAUUACCAGAAAUUUGGAACAUUUGCCCUGUCGUUCAAAAUCCGCGUUAAUUACAUAAUAAUUGAUUCGCAAAAUGACUUUUAACAUUGAUGGCAAAUGGUCAUGUUAUGCAAAUUUUUAAAUUAUUGUAUUAUUCAAAACCUAUACAGGGCGUCCCAAAAACCAAACUAUUGAAAUAACGUAUUGUUAGAAUUUGAAUGCCUGAGCACUAAGCCUAACGCAAAGGUGCGUAAAAUGAGUCAAGCUUUUAUGCACUUGUGGGUUCAGCAGAGUGCUGAGGUAUUCAAAUUCUAACAAUACGUUAUUUCAAUAGUUUGGGUUUUUGUGACACCCUGUAGAAAUCCAUUGUAUAGGUUACGUCGAAUUAGUUCAAAGACAAUGGAUUUCUAUAGGUUUUAAUAUAAAUCCAAUAAUUUUAAAAUUUGCAUAGCAUGCAUGACCAGUUGCUACGGUUAUCUUUGGCACUGCACCCUUCGACCACAGUAUAGGGAGACAACCAGUAGGGCCACCUACGGAAGAGAAAAGUGGCAAUUAUUUAAGCUAGGUUCCAGGUGUCUUACGCGGCCAAAAUCAUUAUUCUGUAGUACAAUUUUAUAGUGGACUGCUGCCGUUUACUGGCUGCCAAUAUGUAAACUAGGUUGGCAGCCAGUAAACAAUGUAAACACUUUUUUAUGCUGAGUGGCCCUACUGUACUUUUCCUAUACUGUGCUUCGACUGCCCAAAAAGCAAGAAAAGAUUAACAUUGAAGUACUUUUGGAACCGAUUUGUUGUAAACAAGUCUAUAAGAUAUUGUGGGUUCUCUGGAAAGGUUGAACCCUCCUGAAUACAGCACGAACUGCGAUCCUUGCAUCGUGCAAAUAGUUGUUAGUCAAAUCCAGCAAUUUCUGGCGCAACUUUUAGGAGGUUACUAUAGCCACUCAACAUAGUAUAAUACUAUAUACUCACUCUCCAACUUUUAAAGACUCCACUCACGCUAGCUCUAGUGUGCGCCGGCCUUAAGAAAUACCAAUAUGGCGGAUAGGUGGCUAAGAAGGUUAGAAUUAGUGGACAAUAUCCCAACCGAAAUAAGAGGAGAAUUUAUCAUUUUGAUCUUGAAAACUAUGCCGAGGAGCAAUUCCGGUUCUGGUUAACGAAGGAUGGGUUUUGUACUGUCUGCUCCUAGACAUACUCAGGCCAAAUAUAUCUGCAUAUAAUGAUCGAGGAAGACCUAUUCCAACCGAUGUACGAUUUUUGUAGAUUGUACAAUUUUAUGCCACAUUUUACAUACAUCAGCAAGUAGAAUUAUUAAUUAAGCAUGUAUCUGAGGCAAUUACACGUUUAAAUAACGAGUGCAUUGUUUUCCCUCCAGCUCAUUUGCUGCCAGCAUCCCAACUAGAUUAUAUAUUUUGGAAUGACUUUGCUGUUUUUAAUAACAUACGACAUAUAACCAACUUACAACAGCUAAUUAUGGCCUCACAAUUAACUAAUUACCAUUUGGCUUCGGGUGUUGUUCUUCGGUUUUUCUCGUGGCAUUUGUCAUAUUCUUCCAGUAUUCAAACUCCGCAUCUAACACCUCCAUUUUCUUUUGUGUUCAUUCAAUUGGUUCAUAGUGCUUACAAUAUGCUUAUUUUAAAAUUACUUCGCCAAUGAACUCAUCAUAUGGUAGUUUUUUUAAGCCAUUUAAAACACUUGCAAUCCGUACUUUAUCAGAUAUAAAACACCCGACCUGUGUUCUCGUGUUUUAUAUCUGUUCAAGCUCUCCUGUUCAUAUUUUAAAUAGUAUAAAUAUUACCUUAAAUUAAAGGGACUGUUACACAAAUGUUAAUAUAUUAAAUGGGGAAAACAUGGAGAGCAGUAGGCAUGCAGUUUGGAAUGCACAAUGAGUUAUGGAAUUGCGAAUAUAUAUGAUAUUUAUGCCAUCCUGAAAUAUUUUAAUUUUAAACAGAAAUGAAGUAAAAUGAUUAGUAUAAAGGUAAAGUUCAUGAAGUUCGAUGUCGAAAUCCGACCUCAGGCAGUCCUUCGUUUGCGUUUAGGCACUGUGAUAAGUUUAAUAAUUCAACUUUUCUUUGCAGGAGAUACAGAAUUCGACAUGGAAAAGUUCCACAGUGAAGAAUACCAACGACCGUUUCAGUAUCUAUCGCAAUUCGCAAACGGCUCAAACUUAGACACAUUUUCGUUUAUAUACGAACCUUGUGUCUUGGGUAUUGGUGACCCAGUCGAUGCUUUGAAGAUUAUAAUCAAGUAAGAGUAAUUUAAGAGUUAGGAUAACAUAUAAGCAUAAACAUGAUAAUGAAAUUGGAAAUUAGUCCGUUCAGUUGUUGUCGUACAUGAAGCCGCAAAUGAUUUGGAAUCACUUAAUGUUGUACUUUAAAAUUGAUUAUUUGUUUAAAUAGUUUCGUUUGUCUCGAAUAGAUGGGGUAUAUAUAUUUAGUAAUUUGUUCUACAGUUUUAGGACUAGUAUUCAAAAAGCACCACAAUCUUGUGCUAUUUUCAAAGUUAGAUUGAUAAAAUAACUGCUAAAUUAGUGCUUUGUGCAACCAAAGGAGGUUUGAUUCUGUACAUACUGCAGUACUCGAAAAGGUGUUUUUUGUACAUUUGUAUUUGACAAAUGACCACUUUUGACAAAUACUGAAGGAUAAGUAGUAUAUUAACUAGUUUUAAUUUUUCUCAGGAUAAAUUUUCUAUACGGUGAAUUAAUUACUAUACCAUAAACAAGCGCAGGCAAUACUCGAUGUGUGUAAUAGUAAUAUUGGUGUAUGUUAAUGCAUCAGAUCUCAUUUACAAUCUGCCAAAACGUGUUUUAGAUAUUGUGGAAUCCGUGAUCCAUCUUGGGCAGAACUUUAUCAUUUUGUGAACUUUUUGAACAUCCAAUUGCGUGACUGUGAAGAAAGCCUUUUUUGUGACCCGCUAUUGGUUGGUGAUCUCUUGCAAGGCUUUAGGACAUUUGCAGUUCGUUUUAUGAUUCAGAUGUCUCGUGUAAGUUUCUCAUUUAAUAAAAACAACAACAACAACAAUAAUAAUAGCAGUAACAACAACAACAAUAAUAUAAUCUUUAAAAUCAUGACAUGAUAUCCAUAUGGGUUUUUUUUGAGAUUUUACUUGAUUAUUAGGCUGCUCGCAGCCCGAAUUUAUUUAGGGAUUUAAUUUCGUGCUGCGAGUAGGCUACUUGAUUAUUUCCCUUCAACUUAUUUGAAUAAUAAUAUUGUUGAAAAUUUUUCGAUAUGUAUUUGUCAAAUGUAUUUCACAUACAUUUUUAUGAAAUCUUAUUUAAUGUUUAAAAGUACUGUCCAAUUGAAUAUUUAAGAACUUGGUUAUUUUGGUUCCAACAUAUAGCCUUACUUUAGCAUCUCAUUUUUGAUGGCCAUAUACCAGACCAGAUGCAUAUACAAGUUGUAUUCAGCGCAGUUUAGUACACUAGUAUGAUGACUGAAAAGCAAGCUGUUAAAGGGCAAACUUUUACCCAAAUGUGUAUAGAUUCAUUUUAUGUCAACAGAUAAGACCUUAACCAGGCUUUAAAACGUAAUAUCAUUUUUGUCAAUUUACUCGAAUCUGAUUGGUUAAAAACUGUGCCGUUUAAACAUUAAACUCGCAGUUGUGGCGAUCAAGAUUGAUCGGCGCGAAUAGGAGUCCGCGUGAAUUUUGCACGCCCAUGUGAGUUCAGAAAUGCAAAGACAAAAGUUAAAUAAAGAACGUGAAAAUGUAUAUAUUAUGUGAGCUCUUUUUAUACACUGAGCUCUUAUUAAAGAAGACCAAGUUGAAAUAAAAAUUCACAGUUUUUACGGGUAUGAAUUGAAAACUAAUGUCAGAAAGUACUCUUAUGGAACGUACUCUGCUGUGCUCACUUGAAUACAUUUUUUUUUAAGUACGAGGUUUCUUGUUUUUGAGUGCUCACGUAAAUCUGACCAAAAUGAUAUUAACAGGAAAUUACACUUGUGCAGUUGUUCUCGAAGUAUUAGAUUUUUCAUUAAUACUUUUCGAACCGUGAAAUUUCCUUUACAAAUUGCGUGUAUUACAUUCCCAUUAACAUUUGACAAAAUGUUGACGUCAGCAGUAAUAUUUAAAUAUCUGUAACUCAAGGGAACGACUUAAAAAUUUUGGUGGAGAUAAGUUGUAACGAAAUUGUUGUAGUAACGUGAUGACAUCAUAUUGUAAUGGGUCUAUUAGUAAUCUUCUACCAGCAAGCAUGUACCCAGAUUUAAAACAUUUUGUUUGUAGUGCAUGAUGUUCUCUUUGACGACAUUUGAAUUUACAAAUAACGAAGUGAACUAGUAGAUAAUAAAGUAAUGAACAACUUACUAACCACGGACAUGAUAAGAAAUAUCAAAUUUAGUUCUCUUUGCUCCUUGUCCUUAUAUUGUUGUCUUGCUUGGACUACUGCGAAAUGUUCCACCAGUUCCAUUUUUUUCAUUUUGGUCUUUAAAAUUUGUCUUUGUCAAACAUCAAAGUGUUCCCUUAAGUUCAGCUGUUCUUGCCCUUUCGGCUUUAGCUUGCGCAGAAGGAACAGAACUGUAUUUGCCGAAUUCGACUUGUUCGAGUUUGACUGCACAAACUUGUUUGUUGGUUUGGUAUUUUUCGUCAUGGCCUCACUAAUAGUUUAUAAAUAGUCAAUAUUGUGAUCCAAUAUAAUAUUUUAGAAUAUAUUAUAGAUAGUGUUCUCGCCUUGUAGGAUUUUGCCACUAGAUCACUGAGUGAAAAUAACUUGGGUGUUGAAGAUGCUUCUAGACAAGAAGAAGAAGAUGAUUUAGUUCCAUUUCAAAUACGAAGACGCUGGGAAUUAAGGUGCAUAAAAUAAGAAACUCUGUUGCAAAUGUACACAGUCCACAUUACCUUAUUAUUUAUCAAGAAAUUAGGAAAGAUGCUUUCGUAUUUUAGGUUUAAAACCCGAUCAAAUGUUCGAUGCAGUAAAUGCAUGUGAAACUUUGCUAAAAAAAAUGAGUAAAUUUGCUUCAAACACUCAUUAAUAAUUCAUAAGCUUAUUGGCAAAUAAUGUCAACCAUAAUCUGGUACGUGAAGAGGCUUUAUACCUGAUAAAACUCGUCUUCAUUAGUAUUCUUUAUAUAAAGAAUACUAAUGAGACGGCAUCUAUUGUAGUCGUGUAUAAGUACUAUUUAAAAAACGAGCAGGAGUGUUUCAUUCGGUUUAAAGCCACGAGCGCGCAGCGCAAGUGGCUUUAGACCUAAUAAAACACGACCUGCGAGUUUUUUAAAUGGCUUCGAAAACGUUUCCAUAAUAAGUCAAAUCUUUAUAUAAAAAUCUUUAUAUAAAAAUCUUUAUAUAAAAAUCUUUAUAUAGUUUGCAUAACAAUGGUCUUUUGUUAAAGUGUUCUUUAGCUGGUAUAAAGACGUAUGCACGUGACUAAUUUCUUACUCAAGAUUGGAUAAUUGCUUCAUGAAUUAUUAAUGCCGGAGUUUUUGAAAGCUAUUCAAAACACUUGUAGUCGUGUUUUAUCAUAUCUAAAAUGCUCGUGCUGCGCAUACGCAUUUUAAAUAGGAUAAAACACUCUUAUAUGCGUGUUUUAUUUAUAAACUGUUGGUGCAUUAGUGUACUUGAGUUUGAGUCAAAAUACUAUGAAUUGAUUUAAAUCAAGUGAAGAAUGCCAAGCAGCGCUUUUCCUACCAUAAAUUUCUUGUUUCAAAGAACACAAUGUAAAAAAUAAAUGUUGGUACCGGUGGGAUAUCAAUGAUAUUUAUAAUAGUUAUGCUAAGCACGUGAUUUCUAGUAGGUUAAUUAGUAUAUUUCUACACUUAUUUUAUAAAUAAUUUCGCUAAAAAUUGCAAUUGAAUUCACUGUUAAAAAUUUCUCGUUGAAUAAACAUCCAUUCAGCGACCAUACUUUCCCUUCAUUUCGUAGUCAUGCAUGGUAUAGACCCAUUGCACUGACGUCACAAAUCCUUAUAGUGUCCUCCAGAUGCUCCCUAACAAUAUCUGUUCGGGUACAACAACCACAUACAGCGCAAAAAUUAACCAUUUUAAUACGAAAUUAUUAUGAAGUUUUACAAAAUUUGCUUUGUUUACAAAAGUUAUAUUAUGCAUAGAUUGCUAAUUUGUCCUCCAGAUGCAUCAUCAUCGGCGCUGUUACGUCAUGUGCAAUGGGUCUAUUACAAUUUUUAUUACAAUAACUUACUGCGAUGACCUAUUGGAGUAUUUAUAACAAAUAUAUUAUUACCAUGGAUGCUUCAGUUUUAUAUACAAUUUUCUUCAUCGUAAUAAUCUAAUCGCAGUUUUUGAAACUUUCGUGAGGAUCUCCAAAACUUAUAAUUGCAUGUUUUUCUUACAGCCCCCAUCCUUACAUAUUUUUCAACCACGACCGUGACAGCAUGACUUUUCUGGGAUUUUUGCUCAGCGAGAACGGUGAUUUGCUUGAUCCUGGAACGAACACAAUUUUAGAAGAAAGGUUGAUGGAGCCUAGUUUAAGAGGACAACUUAAACAUCAAGGCGUCGAUUUUGAUGUAAACUACGAGAAACGUGACAGGUUUGUAUUAAUAUGACAUAUACACUUUUUGUUUUCUAUUUCAUUCAUGUAAGAAGAAAAUGUAACGAUAAACAUUUUCCUUUCAUUAAAGGAUGGCACGUAUUGAGAACUUAUGCAGUGUCAUGGGAAUUAACUAUUUGCAUGAUCCAGAUUCCACAUACGAACUCACCACAGAUAAUGUUGAAAAAAUCUUGGCAAUUCACAUGCGAUUCAGGUUACUUUUUAUUUAUUUUGUAUGGCUAAUCAUGUGAUAAUUGAUGGUUAAUGUUUGAUAAUUAACAAAUAUAAAACAUUUUCCGUGUUGAUAUACAGUUAUAUCAACACGAGUGGAAAUUGGGAAAACGAGAAAUUGUGUGGAAACACGACGCCCGAAGGGCGGAAUGUUUUCACACAAUUUCGAGUUUCCCAAUUUCCACGAGUGUUGAUAUAACUAUAUAUCAAUACGGAAAAAAUGUUUUAUAUUUGUUUUAUAAUAUAGCACAAAGAAACAUAAAGAAAGAAAUUUUCCGACGUUUCCGUGUUGACAUUGAGUUAUAUCAACACGGCUCUUAGCCAAUUGGCGUUCAGAAUUUACAAAUGCUAUAUUAUUAUAAUUGAAAAUUAAACAUUGAUGUAUCAAUCAAAAUUUUCUAUCCACCAAGGAAUAUUUUAACUACUCACUUCAAUGACAUUUUGUGUAAUUUACUUUCAUUAAGUAGAUAAACUACAGUAGUUGCAUUUACAACUCGACGUUUAGACCUGAUCAUGUGCCUCAUUUCCAAGCAACCUUUUGAUCAUAAAGAUUGUUUGUGCUUAUCCAUGCUAUUGUGGUCUGCCUAAACAAAUUCUAAUAUAGCUGUACUAUAUUUGGUAAAGAAUAUGAAGAUGUGACUUUAUUAACUGGAAAGAAUAGAUUAAUUUUGUUUUCUAUAGCUACUUAUCUAAUGUGCUCUGAGGACAUUACGGAGAUAUGUACUCGAUAUAAUUAUCAUGCAUAUACCAUAUACAUUUUCGACAUUACUCGAAUAGCUUGUUUAAAAAUUCUUCAUUGAAGCAAAGGGUUUCUUUCUUUCAAAAAGGUGUGGCAUACCAGUAAUUAUCAUGGGGGAGACAGGAUGUGGCAAGACUCGUCUUAUUAGAUUCAUGUGUGAACUUCAAGCUGGACCUGAUGGACCGAAAAAUUUGCUACUAAUGAAGGUUUGACUAGUUUUGCGUACUUUUCUAAGCACCUUAGUUCUUACUAAAUUCACAAACUUGGAAUUGUAUUCAAUUUGAAUUUCAAUUCUUGCAAUACUGUUCUUGGGACUAAUCGGUAGUCGAUAGUCAUAAAUAAUUUGGAGUCCCAUAAGUUUUUCGCCAUAGUUGGAAUUUAAAAGUUAUAUUUAAUUAUGUCAUUUUGCUGUAGUAAAAAAAUCAGUAGUGAUAACGAAUACGUUUCUGAUACCUGAAAUCUUAAGCAACUGAAUGGUGGGACAGUGAUUUUAUUUAAUUAAAUUUCGUUGGAUAUUUUGUCUGGAUUUAUAGGGUCUUAUAAAAUUAUUCAGACAAAAGAAGUGCUAGCUCUGUUAAUGUUUUUAUUUUCGUUCUUUUGCUAUCAUUUUUCUGUUUGAAAAUUUUUAACCAGUUUAAAUAUUAAAAAGAAAUUUCUAACAUGUAAACAAUUGUUGCUUGUGUGAUGUUACUCUGAGUGUAUAACAUCGCACAAGCAUCUUAUUCACGUGAGUACAUUACACCAAUACAGCAAAUAUCAUGUAAACAAUUGCUGGUAACUAUUUCACUGUGGGUUUUUACCGGUUAAUGCUAUAAAAAUCGAAUAAACUUGCUGUUUUCUCUUUGGCAAUACGUCGGUAAUUUUUUAGCCAUCAUCUUGUUUUACUAGCAGGAUAUGAGGUGCAUAUAUUAUACUAUUAUCGUUCGAUAUAAUAAAACACUUAUAUUGGAUUCAUCUUCGCCCAAUAUAGAAAAUAUUGCAGUCUCGACUUGAUAUUUGCCAUAUUGGACUCAGAAGAAUGCAAUAAUAUUAUACGCUCACAUAUGCCAUUGACCAAUCACGAGUCUUCAGUAAGUCACAUGUAUGCCCAAUAUUUUAUGAUGUAGGACGGGGCAUAUUGGGCAAUAUUAGAAUGUUAGGGUUUGUAAUCCAAGUGAGUAUAUAUACAUUUUACGACCUGACCAGGAACGACUGCGAAAAAUGCAGCACAAUGUCCUCUGGUAUAGGAAUUGAAUCUACGGCCCUGCGAUUCCGGUGCAGCGCUCUAACCAACUGAGCUACGGAGGCCAGCUGUUGAGCUGUAACCGCAAGUUCAUGUAUAUAUAUAUAUAUAUAUAUAGGUAAUCGGGUGUGCGGGUUGUGAUAAGGUGGACUUCAGUGAUUUGAUUUCUUGCACUUUACUGACUUGGUGGAAUUAAUAUUAGAAUGUUAGGGUUUGUAAUUGUAGGAAAUGUUAGGGAAGUAAUGUUAGGGUUGCAGCUCAACAGCUGGCCUCUGUAGCUCAGUUGUUUAGAGCGCUGCACCGGAAUCACAGGGCCGUAAGUUCAAUUCCUACCAGAGGACCUUGUGCUGCACUUUUUGCAGCCGUACGUUCCCGGUCAGGUCUUAGUCGUACGUUCCCGGUCAGGUCUAUAUGUAUAUAUGUAUAUGUAUAUGUAUAUGUAUAUGUAUAUAUAUAUAUAUAUAUAUAUAUAUAUAUAUAUAUAUAUAUAUAUAUAUAUAUAUAUAUAUAUAUAUAUAUAUAUAUAUAUAUAUAUAUAUAUAUACUCACUUGGAUUACAAACCCUAACAUUCUAAUAUUAAUUCCACCAAGUGAAGUGCAAGAAACCAAAUCAUUGAAGUCCACCUUAUCACAACUCGCACACCCGAUUACCUAUAUAUACAUGAACUUACGGUUACAGCUCAACAGCUGGCCUCUGUAGCUCAGUUGGGUAGAGCGCUGCACCGGAAUCGCAGGGCCGCAGCCUAGACAUAGGCCUUCUAGUCUUAUUUAUAUUUUUUAGUAUUCAGCGGUUUUUCACAUGAAAAGACUGGGACUAGGUGAUUUGGGGGCGGGGCGGAGGAAGCAAGCCUAGAAGGCCUAGUUGAUUUCCCAACAACAAGGCCAAAACUGCCCUGAAACUGCCCUGGUUGCGAAAUGCCCAAUUAUUGCGUUCUCAAACAGAAUUAUUUGCAACUUAACGGCGAAUUUAAAUCGAUACAGGUAAAAUAAACUCAUUUAUAGUAUAAACUUACUAUUUUUAUUUGUAUACACGUCUAGAAAAUCGGUUUUUUAUCAUAAAGUUCGAAGCAACACUAUUAUUUAAUAUGUUGACAAGGUGUAGCGAAAGAACAAAAUGAGUCAAAAUAUAUACCAAAAGUAGAAUCUUUCAUGAAAUUUUGUCUUAUACACAAGUACAUUAAUAUAUAUUUUCUCAAUUUUGGCAAGAAGCAGAGUCUUGUGUUUGUAAAAUAUACAAAAUAAAACGGAUACAUAUAUUAUUAGCCCGUACAGUACUGUAUAUAAAAACGUACAUUGUUUAUACAAAUGGCAUAUCUGUAAUAUUCGAAGAAUCGUCAGCUAGUGGCAUAUUCGAAAUCGUCACUACGAAAUCGUCACUAUCUGUAAUAUUAUAGUUAUUCAAAGCAAAACAGUAGAUUGUCUUGCGAAUAAAAGAAUUAUUAUUUUGUGCCGUUUCGCUACACCUUGUCAACAUAUAUAAAUAGUGUUGUUUCAAACUUUAUGAUAAAAAACCCGAUUUUCUAGACGUGUAUACAAAUAAAAAUAGUAAGUUUAUACUAUAAAUGAGUUUAUUUUACCUGUAUCGGUUUAAAUUCGCUGUUAAGUUGCAAAUAAUUCUGUUUGAGAACGCAACAAUUGGGCAUUUCGCAAUCAGGGCAGUUUCAGGGCAGUUUUGGCCUUGUUGUUGGGAAAUCCACUAGGCCUUUUAUUUUUUCGCUUGCGUCAUCCUCCACCACGCCCCCAAAUCACCUAGUCCCAGUCUUUUCAUGUGAAAAAGCGCUGAAUAUUAAAAAAAUAUAAAUAAAAAUAGAAGGCCUAGGUCUAGGCUGGCAGGGCCGUAGGUUCAAUUCCUACCAGAGGACCUUAUGCUGCAUUUUUUGCAGUCGUUCCUGGUCAGGUCUUAAAAUGUAUAUAUACUCACUUGGAUUACAAACCCUAACGUUCUAAUAUUAAUGCCAUCAAGUGAAGUGCAAGAAACCAAAUCAUUGAAGUCCAUAUUGGGCAGUAGCAUGUCGUGGCUUUUCCCUGGUUUAUCAACCCUUUUCAAAUGUUUUAUCAGUUUUAAACACACAAAAACAUUUUGGUAAUAUGUAUGUGAAAAAUCCAUAUUUGGGUAGCCAUUGAGUUGAUAUGACAAUUUCACAGUUGGCUGUUAGCCAAUCAGAAACCAGGAAUUUUUUAAAUAAAUAAUAUUAAAUAUUGAAGUCUCGACUUAGUAUUUUGCCAUAUUGGGUUUAGCGAAAUCCAAUAAGUUAUAUUCUGCCAGUAGAGAGCCAACCAAUUUGCAGAAUAGUUUAUAUCCGGUAGUUAUCUAUAUUAUAAUAGCGGAUAUUUUUGGGCUAUAUAGGUACAUGGUGGAACAAGUUACGCAGAAAUUGAAAAGAAAGUGGAAGACGCAGAGAAAUUGGCUUUCUUCAAUGAGAAGAUAAAUGUUGAUACUAUUUUAUUCUUUGAUGAGGCGAAUACGACAGAUGCAAUUGAUCUUAUUAAAGAAAUUAUGGUUGACAGAAGAGUGAAUGGACGAGCUAUUAAUCCUGAACUGACGAGACUGCAUUUCAUUGCUGCUUGUAAUCCAUACCGAAAGUAAGUUCAAAUUGUUCGAACUAGUUAGAUUACUUUGUAGUUUGACCCGAUAUUCAUAUAUUUUUUAGCUGUGCUAAACGAACUUUUGUCAUAAAAUAAUUGUUUUCUCUUUUUUACAAUAAAUAUUGCAGCUGUUGAGCAAAAAGUUGUAUAAAAAAGUGCAUGUUAUCAACUUUAAGGCUCUUUUCCACUCAUCGCAAAAACCAACUCGCAAGUUCACUACCAACUCGCAAGCUCGCUGUGAGUACUUGCAUCAAAUUAAAAUAAACUGUUUAUAGAAUUUUGAUUGGAUGAAAGUAUUUGCAGCGAACUUGCGAGUGCACUCUUGCGAUGAAUGGAAAAAAAAGCAUUUAAAAAACCAAUUUCGCGUGACAUACGUCAUCCAGAUGGCAGAUACCAAUAUUUUUUUCUAUAAUAUACCCUUUUAUAUAGCGCUUUUCAAAUUUCAACAACACGCAAUUCUGAAAGGUUUCUUGCAUAUCGAAUGUGUAUUUACCUGCAUGGGUGAUCAUGCAUGCUUCAACAACACUUUUAGUGACGCUUGUUUGAAUUUCUUUGGAAAAGGAUGCCUUGUAUUUUUAAGGAUGGAACAGUAUAAUUAUUAUACAUCAUGUUUCGCUCGCUAUUCUGGUUUAAAUAGAUGAUUACAAAGCCGAGUCGAAUUGUAAUCAAGACCCAACGUUUCGACUGGGCUUUGUAAUCAUUUAUUUAAACCAGAGUGGCGAGCGAAACAUGAUUGAUAUACCUGGUUGCAGUGAACGAACAAACUUUAUAAGUAUAAUUAUAGUUUCGAUUAUUUGUUUUAGGCACACAAAAGAGAUGAUUAAAAAACUAGAAUCUGCUGGUUUGGGGUAUCAUGUGUCGGCUGAUGAAACUGAAGAUAAGUUAGGUAUGAUGCUUCAAUCAUGGGUAAAAAUAUAGCAUAAUUCCUAUAAGACAUAUAGGUUAUAGCUUCAUGGACAGUUGUUUUCCCAUAUAAUGCUGGCUUCCCAAUGAUCAAAAUUUCGGACAAACCAACGUUAAAAUGCUGGAUAACGGUGAAUUUAUAGCAAUUUAAAUACGAAGACUAAAUCUCUGACUUCCCCUACAUGAACAAUGUGCUAAAAAAUUAUAAAGUUUGUUUACCGGAAUUAUGGUUUCUGUAUAAAUUGUGCAAGCAAAGCCUAUUGUACGAGCCUGCAUGCAGGGAGUUAAAGGACUCAGUAGAUUACCUGAUCCAUAGCAAAUAAUUUAUUUUGGCAUCUACAUUCGUUUUUUAUCUAAAUUUUCGCCAUUCGUUAACUAUAUCCCCAGGAAUAUUACUGGGGUUAGUUGCACAUAAAUUUCCUUUCUGACUUUCAAUGCACUAACAAAAACCUUUCACAUGUAAAAGAAAUUACAGUACCUUCAACCAAAUUUAAUUUUCCUGUCAUGCUUUUCUUUACAGGGUCAAUUCCGCUCCGACAACUUGUGUAUCGCGUCCAUCCUUUGCCAGAGAGUAUGAGACCCCUAGUGUGGGACUUUGGCCAACUUACUGAUCACACAGAAGAACUUUAUACUGCACAAAUUGUUCGAAGAUUCAUGGUAUCACCAACUGCAGGUGUAAGUAUUAUGAUAAUUUACUAUGGUCGUAUAUGGUGCUUUUCUAUGGGUGACAAGUGCCCUCAAUUAAAAUGAAUUGUCAUUCACUCUGUUUUAAAGCAAUUUGAUCUAAUUCUGACAAACGGACCACAUGCACUGCUUUUUGCUUAAAAUGUAAUAUUCAAGACAAGGAUUCCCACUUAUUUUACUUCGAUCUAAACAAACAGAUGGUGUAAAUGACCUUAGUGCUUUAUAUACUGUACGUUUCGGUACCUCAUGGUACUGUUUUAUGUUUUUCUCUUAAAAUUUACAAAACACGCGAACAAGCUACGAUGAAUUAUGCAAACAACGGGAAAAGUAAAAAGAUGGGAUAUAUAAAUGACUGCAUGCAUUUUCAAUAGUCGAAGAGAAAUUUUGAGUGUCAAUUUUAUAAAGAUUUAUAGAUUUUUUAGACCUAACCACGAGCAAUGCAAUAGGCAGUUCCAGGUUUUAAUUUAUGCGCGCAGGGGGCGAUGGGAAGUAAGGUAUCAUAUUGCUGAUUGUGCUGAAAAUUUUCAAUAAAAACUGCCGAAACAACCGAAAUAUUCCAAUAUUUACAAGUAUAAGCUAUCACUCCGUGUUUACACGGCCACCAUUUUUAUUUUUUCAGCAUAAUCAGCAAUAUGAUACCUUACUUCCCAUCACCCGCUGCACGCAUAAACUAAAAGCUGGAAUUGCCUAUUAACUAUAGGCCUUCUGGCAGGAAUCAAACUGCGAGGAAUGCAACUAUAUGCCCUCGAACCAGCAGCAGUCUAAUAACUCUAUUCAAGACUUGGUAACAUGCGAAUAAAUGUAAAUUAUAGAAGUACAUCAAUGCAACAACCCCUCCCCUUUAUUUUCUCAAAUAUUGAUUGACCAUUGCAACACGAUCGCGUUUUUCUAAUUUUUUUUUUGUGUGCUAAAACGCCAAAAAAUGAUUACUUAACUAAAUCUAGAACUAUAUUAUUAAUAAUUUCUAUAAUAUUUAAACCAAGCAUGUUAUUUUGCGUUUGAUAAGCUCCAGUUUAUAAUGUAAAUUUCAACCUUGGAUGCUUCAUUCCACUGCUGAUAAUUAUUUUGAGAUCGCUUAGAUGACCACCCACCACCGCACUUUUGAAACCGCUAGCAGCUUUCCGUUUUGCCGGGUGUAAAUAGCCGAGCGCAAUUAGUAACCUUGGCCUUGGGUUACGCCCGAAACGCCGUUGGCUCGGGGAUUAAGUUUGUGUGUAUAUAUAAACAACCGUAUCAAACAAUUUAGUAGGCAGCUUGGCAACCGGCGUAUUUGCCAGUAUUUGAAGUUUCAACAACUACGGCGUAUUAGAAUGCUGAAGGAAGUGCAAUUUAUGGUCGCCUUUGAAAAUUCUAUUGCUGAUGAUUACAUCUUCAUUGACGUUUACGUUGCAUUUGCUAAACUCAAACGCAGUUAACAAAUGAAUGGUACCAAGGAAAAUAUAUUGUUUACUUACUUCUUUUGAUUUAUUUAAAAUUGUAAGAUUUUUUUCUUACUUUUUACAGCUUGCUUCUGCCAGACCAGCCACAGUAGGUUUUGAUGGUACUUUGUACAAUGCUGCACAAGCAUCUUGUAUUGCCAAAGUGUUAUCUGCUUCACAGAAAUAUAUGCGCAAGCAAAAGGUAGAGAAUGUUUCUUGUGCAUGAUUCACUCAUUGAUCGGGCUGCAUGUGACAUCAAGGGUGGAAUAUGUGAAAUAAUUACAGUAAGGUAUAUGAAACCAGCUGCGGAUAUGAAACCAGCUGCACAUUUAUUGCCAUGUCGGUGGUAUAUCAACAAAAGAACCUCAUUUUUCAUUGAAUUUGGCACCAACAUGCAUGGUUAAAAUUUACUUAUAGCUGCAUCAGUUGCAACCAGUUGCAAAGGAAAUAAAACGUUUUCGCCAUGUUGGAUGAAAAUUGAAUUGCAAACAUGGAAAAUCUUUUGCCAAUUACAUCGACGUGGCUAUAAUAACAACUGAUAGUUUUAUUAUUAAAAUAAUAAUAAAAUAAGGAAAAAAAUUAAGGCAAACAUUAAGUGGAUUGGAGGCAUCGGAAAAGAAGAAAAAUAUUUUACAGCUCGCGGAAAAUACAAGCCUGAAGAGAGGGGGAAAUAAAGUACUUUUUUCCGGUCUAAUAUUGCAGGAAAAGUUAGAAGUUUGAUUGCCAACUAUAUACAAGUAUCCGGAUUUUCCAUGCAUUCGUACAACUACAUUUACGUUGAAACUGUUAACAAAAUAGGCUGUAUAAGUGUUCGUUGCACUCUUGAUCUAAUGGCCUCGUUUUGAGGUGGAUAUUUCCUCAUGUCUCGUGCACGUUAGGUUUAAGGAUAGGUUUCUGACUAGGUUCAACAUCGAAGAGAAACUACUUUGUGCCCUAAACAUGGCGAUAUAUAAAACUUAAUGGACACGUCUGUUGUGCAAGGAAUUUAUAAAUUUUUAACAAAACGGGAAAUAGAAUUAACUGUAUAAUUGAACAGUACUUAAUGCAAAAGUGAGUAUUUUACCCAAAUUUCCUUAUAGGAAUCAAAAGUAUAAAAUCACAGUUGCUUACUAUUAUUAUAUUUUUCCCGAGGACGAGCUAUAUAUUAAUAUGUCAAACCUAGGUGGGGUUUUUUUAACUUUAUAAUUGUAAUGCAAGUUUUUCUAAAUUUUUAGUUCUUCAUCAUUUCACAGCUCUCAAACUCUAGUGUCAUGCUUUCUUUUUCCAGAUUGAAUGCAUGCAAAUUUCCAGAAUGAAAAUUAAAAACGAAUUGAAAAAUCAUUUCAGUUAUUAAAAUCAUGUUUCAUACGUUGUUACAUGAAAUUUUCAGAUAUUAAUUAUUUUUUCAGAAUGAAUGUAGCUUCGUCAGCUUACGUGAUGUUGAAAGAGCAAUGAAAGUUAUCGUAUGGUUUUAUUCCAACUCCAAAUUAAUCGACCAGGUUAUUGCAGAUGAAUAUAACGUGAGAGAUGAAGAUAGCGAAAGUUCUGAAGAAUCUAGUGAAGAAGAAAGUGACGAAAGUGACGAUGACGAGCAAGUUGAACAAGUAAAGUUCUUAAAGUUUAUUUUUCUUCUGCACGAAGAUUUAUUAACUACAAGGUGUAUAUCUAAUGGAAAAGAUCUAAACCUUUUCGUUUUGAUUCUCGACAAAGUUUGCAUGUGAUGAUAAACCAUUAAAAAAAAACCAGGGAUGAGGUGGUGUAUAAUUUAUGUUAUGAAUAAGCAAUAAUUGUUAAUUUUAUUUUAUAGCCUUUAAGUCAAAUUGUCCGCGCGGUAAUCCUUGGCAUUGGUGUGUGUUAUUACGCAAGAUUAAAUGAAAGAGAAGUAUAUUGUAGAGACGUUUGCAGAUAUUUUGAUAAUUCUUGUCCGUUGCCUGGAGGUGUACGUAGGAUGCAAAAUGAAAUUAGAAGGUAAGUAAUUACAUUGGCGAGAUUUUCUCUGAUGGAAGGUUUAAGGUGUAACAAUUUAUAGGUGUGUAGAUAACAGAACACCCUCUAGUGAACUUCAAAUAAAACAUGUGCGUGCGAAGUUUUAAAAUAGCGUAAAUAUUGCACAAGUGCAAUCACACGAGGAACAAUGAUAAUAUUUAGCAGUUUACAAGUUCACGUGUACAUAUAGUUCGAACUCAAAAUUUUUUUCGACUUUUUAUUCAUUUUUGAAGUUCUUGCUACUUUGCUUGGGUGUUUUUUGACUCGACAAUUUGUUUGAAAGUUUUAAAGAAAUUCUAAUUGCGUAUAAGCGCUUUUACCUUUUUGCCAAUGUCUAGUGAAGCGCUCCUGGAUCUUAAUACAAAAUUUCCCUUUCAAAAGUUGUUAAACAGGGUGUCCCAGAAAAUGCCCCCACUAUGUUUUGUGGUAUUUCAACGUCAGCUUUGAAAGAGGUUUUAGAUUUUUAUACUAGAUAAAAGAAUUAUCCUAUCGUUUUAAUGCAUUUAUAUUCGACUUAUCAAAAUAACCAACUAUUUGCCUUCUAGGUUCACUUAGGGGGGCGACGCCAGUAUUUCGGUUUGUUAUUUUGAUUCGUCAAAUAGCAAAUAAAACGAUAUGAUAGUUAUUUCAUCCCGUACAAAAAUCCGAAACUUCUGCUAAAGCUAACGUUGUAAUACCAUCAAAUAUAGUGUAAAGCAUUUUUUUGGGACACCUAGCUGUAUAUCUCACACCAUGCAUGCAUCCUCAGUGGCAUCAUGCAUCUUUUUUGAAACACGGUAGGGAGAAGAAUUUUUAUCUUGUACAGAUUGUUUUUGACGCUUAGUAUAUGGUAACUUACUUUGAUAAACGACUGCCAACAUUUCGCCUCAGAUAUUUGGCAUGCAUCGUAAUGUGUCUACAUCUGUAAAUAAUUACUGCAGUAUAUCAAAAUCUCUCUUUAAUCUGAUGUGGUAAAUUGUAUGCAGAACAUAAAAAUAAAGACUGAUAAUGCUCGCAUGUUGCCGAUCUCGUUUGCUUCAACGAGUGCCGAAAAUAAAAGUAUGUACACUUUUUCUUUUAACUCGUUUUCAGAUGUCAGCGUGGAUUUUUAAAGGACAUACAACUAGGUCAAAAUAUUGCUAGAAAUACUGCUCUAAGUGAAAAUGUCUUCAUGAUGGCAAUCUGUACGGAGUUACGCAUCCCGUUGUUUGUUGUUGGCAAACCAGGUAGUUCAAAGUCUUUGGCAAAAGAUGUUAUAUCGACCAAUAUGAAAGCUGGUAACUCACAAGGUGAAUUGUUCAAGAACUUAAAACAG